AUUUAACUGCCGAUAAUAAUAAUUUCUAUAAUAACAAAAAUCUCCUCUAAAGGCUUUUAACCUCUCACUUACUGAGCUGACACCGCUGUACUGUUACUGCUAACGCUGCUGAACUGUCAAAAAAAUAAUAAUAAGCUUAUAUUGCCUCUGGAAUUGAACUCUUUUUAUAUAUACACACACAAAAGCACUCAUCCGCUCUUUUUUUUACAAUAAUAAUUAGAUUUAGUUACCUAGAAGAGUCGAGAACAAAAUAUAAUAAUAGACUGAUGAACGAGAUCGAUUUGCACCGUUUCACGUUACGAGAUCAUCAUCAGGGAUCAGGCAAAUGACGAUGCUGAUUCUUAGGACGAUCCUUAGAUGCGAGCGAGACAAUGAACUAUUCAGUGAUUAAGUGAAGUGAGGAGGUUGAAGUGGCGGCACCAGAUCCGGAUCCGGGAGUUCAGAUGAUCAUUUCCUGUUUUAUGCCUCACUCAGUCGAUACUUCUCUCAGGCAACCGUCCAGGUUGCUCAUCAGAGACGGCGGUGGAGUAGAGACAGGAGGUGUCAUUGUUGGCGGGGGCGGCGGAGGCGGCGGCGGUGUUGCAGGUGGCGGCGGCGGCGGCGGUAGUGGUCCUCCAAGCGGUGAAGAACCGCGCGUGCCGCCCGUGUCGCGUCGCGCUCCCAGUUUGCGGUUGGCGAACGGUCGGGUGGCGACCGCGCGAUCCGAGGAGGAAAUCCGAUCGCCGCCCCCGCGCCGCCUCGCCAAAGAUGACUCGAUCAAGAUCAGCAUCGAGAACACCAACACGUGCACCGACUCUUUAGUUACCGCCCUCGACGAUGAAACCCUACUGAUUGCCGAUUGUUUAUCCAACGAUAUGAAUUAUAAAGGUAGCGGUAAAGUCCAUUUCGGCGUAGACGACAUGUCGCUCUACGGUACCCCCAAGGAGGAACCGGGUCCGAUCCCGAUGGGCUGCGUGGAAACCGGGAAACAAAGUUUCAUCAAAAAUCAACUGCAGGCCCUUUUCCAGCCGACCGAUAACAAGUUGGCGAUGAAACUAUUCGGCUCGAAAAAGGCCCUGAUGAAGGAACGGAUACGACAAAAAGCGUCCGGCCAUUGGGUGAUACAUCCCUGUUCCAGUUUUAGAUUUUAUUGGGAUUUAUGUAUGUUGCUGUUACUAGUUGCCAAUCUGAUAAUCUUGCCAGUUGCCAUAAGUUUCUUUAACGACGAUUUGAGCACCCGCUGGAUUGCCUUCAAUUGUUUAUCGGACACGAUAUUCCUUAUCGACAUCGUAGUUAAUUUUAGAACAGGUAUAAUGCAGCAAGACAACGCAGAACAAGUCAUCUUAGAUCCACGACUAAUCGCCAGGCAUUAUCUACGCACGUGGUUCUUCCUGGACCUUAUCUCAUCCAUUCCAUUAGACUAUAUGUUUUUAAUUUUUAACCAAUUCCAGGAUUAUGGAGAUAGUUUUCAAUUUCUACACGCAGGCAGGGCAUUGAGGAUACUAAGAUUGGCCAAACUGCUCUCUCUCGUACGUCUUUUAAGGUUAUCCCGUUUGGUGCGUUACGUCAGCCAAUGGGAGGAAGUUUACAUCUUGCAGAACCUUCAAAAAAAACGAACGGAACGCCGUGGUCGUUACAGUUCCGAUCUGAACAAGCCGAGCACGAAAAGCAACCUCAUUUUCAAGUUUUUGAAUAUGGCGAGUGUCUUUAUGCGGAUAUUUAAUCUGAUUUGUAUGAUGAUGCUGAUCGGGCACUGGUCGGGGUGUUUGCAGUUUUUAGUUCCUAUGUUGCAAGGGUUUCCCGCCAAUUCUUGGGUGGCGAUUAACGAAUUACAGGAAGCUUAUUGGUUAGAACAGUACUCCUGGGCACUAUUUAAAGCGAUGUCGCACAUGUUAUGUAUAGGAUACGGCAGAUUCCCCCCACAAUCUUUGACAGAUAUGUGGCUCACGAUGUUAUCCAUGAUUUCUGGAGCGACCUGCUACGCUCUAUUCCUCGGACACGCGACCAAUUUAAUCCAGAGUCUGGACUCGUCCAGGAGACAAUAUCGGGAAAAGGUAAAACAAGUGGAGGAGUACAUGGCCUACAGGAAAUUGCCGCGAGAUAUGCGACAAAGGAUAACCGAGUACUUCGAGCAUCGGUACCAAGGGAAGUUCUUCGAUGAGGACGUGAUUUUGGGUGAACUCUCGGAGAAGUUGAGAGAGGACGUUAUCAAUUACAAUUGUCGCUCCUUAGUGGCUUCAGUGCCGUUUUUCACUAAUGCCGAUUCGAAUUUUGUCUCCGAUGUGGUUACUAAGUUAAAAUAUGAAGUCUUCCAACCAGGUGAUAUAAUAAUUAAGGAGGGCACCAUCGGCAACAAAAUGUACUUCAUUCAAGAAGGGAUCGUGGACAUCGUGAUGGCAAACGGAGAAGUUGCGACCAGUUUGAGCGAUGGGUCGUACUUCGGCGAGAUUUGUCUCUUAACCAAUGCACGACGCGUUGCGUCGGUACGUGCAGAAACGUACUGCAACUUGUUCUCUUUAUCAGUGGAUCAUUUCAAUGCAGUCCUGGACCAGUACCCGCUCAUGCGCCGCACCAUGGAGUCGGUCGCGGCGGAGAGGUCAGUGCGUUGGUUAAACAAAAUAGGCAAAACCGCCAACCUACUAUCCCACAAAGAAGAAGGCGACCUGGGCAGCGAAAGUAAAACCUUAAACGCAGUGGUGAACGCCCUGGCAGCCGAAGCAGACAACGUGAACAUGUCCAGAGAAUCUCUGGAAACGAAAUCGCCCACGCUACUACACCGGGAUGAUUCCGCUCUGGAUGUGAACUCGCAUAGCAUAAAGAACGCUCUGCCCCGCCCGAAAUCCGAGAACAAUAUCAUGUUGCCUUACGGAUGGUUGAUAAACAGCUCCGGAGAUCGGUCGUUUCAUAAAUCCGAUACAAUUCACAAGAAUCACAUGCAAUGACGACACUCGACGCACUAAUGUCGUUGUAGCACGCCGGGUCGAUUUUGUGAUAAACGGGCUUUGGUCGUUUAAUAAAAAAAAAAAAAAAGAGGUGAGAUUCUCCGGGGUGUUUCUUUUUUUUAUGGUUAGUUUGGUGUAAAUUUGUUGAGAAACUUCGUAUUCCUAGUGUAGCUGUUCAGCUUAACGACAAUUAUUAUUAUUAGUACACUAACUACGCUUUAGGCUGUGACACUUAUAUAUUAGAUUUAUAUUUCUUAUACAGUUUAUAGUAAUAGGGCGUGUGCUCUAAGCUUUUAAGAAAUUUGACUUUUUCUUUGAGAAUUUUAUGAAUUUCUUAGGGACUAUUCAAGUUUGGAAAGUACCAGCUGGAUCAGGAUAUAAAAGGGAUUUAUAACCUAAGAAUAUGAAUUUUUCAAGAAGUCAUUAUUAACGAAAUUAGGAGUUUGGGUUGGACCUUCUUGGGUUAGGUUCAUUAUUGCUUGUCUUGUAUGGCUUGUAAAAAAUUCGGUUGUAUGCCAUUUUAAAGGCAAAUGAUGCACCUUUUUUCAUAAACUGCGGCUUCAAUUAAUUUUAGUUUUUCACUCACAUGUGUUCUCUCAUAAUAACUUCUUGAAAAAGUAUACAGUUCUUAAGCUCAUUUGGACUUUAUAGUGCUAUAAAUUUCAAGUCAUUCAAGGGUUUCCAAUUUGAGUUCUCAUAGAAAACAGGGAUUCGACCCAUUUUUUACAAAUUAUAGAUUUAUCAUGCGCAAUGUAUCGAAACGUUCUGAAUUAUAAGAUUUUGCCAUUCCAUAUAAAUAUAUACUAAAUAUUAAAAUUUUAUUUUUUAAAAGUAUGCACUUUUUAGUUGGACAGCACGUAAUUUGGUCGUGACUAAAUUAAAUAAAUUGAGUUUUAAAAGAGAGAAAUUGGGUUUUUCCAAGAUUUUUCCAGCACAGGAUCUGAGCUUUCGUUUCCUUGAACUUUUAUUUUGACUAUUAUUAUCUUUUUAUUAACUAUUCAUAGUUUCGUCAAUAUUAUUGUGUUAUUUUAGUAAAAAUAGCUCUUAUGCACCGUUUGCCUAAAAUGUAAAUUUUCUGAUAAUGUUGUUUGCUCAUAUUUGAGGUUAUAGAUGCUAUUUCUCAAAAAUUGCCUAAACACCCAGAUUCAGCUACUUUUCCCAAAAUUCCUCCCUCCAUUCACCAUUUUAAAAUUGGUGAAUAUCGAAGUUUUGUGUAGUAAUUAAAAGAUUCAAAAUCCCUUAGAUGAGUUGGAAGAAUUUUUUUUUCAAACCUAUUCACCCAUUUUGAAUUUAUUAAAUUUAAAAAAAAAAACGUUAAUUUCUAUCAAAUAUUUAAAAUUAAAAAAAAAACAGUGUUUUCAAUUUCUUCAGUUUUACCAUUUUGAAUUUUAAAAACUUCGAAUUCUUGUUAAAAAAAAUGUUCAUCUAUUUGUUAGUUUGUGAAUUUUUUUCGAUCCCUAUUACUUCUGGCAGUACAAUCGAAUAUUUUCCAAAAAUUUUUCAUUUUAAUGAUUGCAUUUUUUUAAUUGCCAUGCAUUUAAAUUCAAAAUCUUUAAUUAAAUUGUAAUUAUUAUUAUUUUCAAAAAUUGCCUGUAGAUUUAAUUUUCGUUAUUAUAAUUUAUUAUAUUACAAACUUUCAAAAGUCUUAUAUAUUAAUCGUUACUUUAAAAUCUGGCAAAGGGAUUUUAAUAUGUUUGAGGCGCCCAAUUCCAAAACUCUUUAGAUCCCUGCUAACCAAUUUUACAGGAGAAGAGAAAAACUUUUGAAAUUUAAACCACAUUUUAAACCACAAAUUUUUGUGGUUUAAAAUGAAAAUACACAUAUAUGACAACUGUUUAUUUAAAUACUUAUUACUAAGUAGUAAAUUUUUGUUUAAAAGAAGUAGUUAUGGACAAAAAUAUUAGGGAUAUAACAAGUUUUGCUACCGCACUAUGGAACUAAAAAGUUUUGUUUCAGUAUCUGUAGGAUUUAGGGAGUUUUAAAUAAGUAAAAGCUGAUAAUUUAAAAACAAUUUUUUUUUAAAUGAAACUUAAAAAUUAAAUUCUUAGUCCAUCGUCUUCUUCCAUGGGUUCCAUUCCUUCUUCUUCUUCUUCUUCAACUUUUGUAUCAUGAAGUGAUUCAAUGGCGUUGUCAAUUACUUUUUUAUAAAAUGUUUAAUCGACCUCUUCAAUGUUUCUCCACUCUAAACCAAAAUGUUUUUUUAAUAAAGCAUCCACAUCCUUAAGCUUGGCUAGUUUUACUGCACAUUCCUUAGGAAGAGGCUCCAAAUUUAAGGUAGCCAAGGUUUUUCCUUUUUUCAAAACGGACUUGUAUAUCCCGAAAUCGCUUUUGUAAUUUACUUCCCCCUUUACGAACACUGCUUGAGUUCCUUUUGAGUUCCAUUUCUUUAAAAUUAAAAUUCUUUUACAUGGAGCAAACUUAAAAUGCCACUGCCCAGGUGGCUUUAUAACCGAUUCUAUAGCUUUUUUCCAGUUAAACAUUUGACAUCUUUUUCGAUAUCAAGCACAGUUGAAAACUCGGAAAAAAAUUUCCUGUAAUAAAACUAUAACUUCCUUUUUUUUAACUCUUUUUUCAAUUCGUCCGAAAACACGAUCCGCCGGUAAAAAAGAGUGACCAACGACAGGAAAUGUCACAAUAAUUUCAUUCACUGUAGAGUUAGAGUGAUACAGCCAAUACAUCAGCAUACCCAUCAUUGUUACGUUCUUGUUCUGGCCAGGACACCCAUCGCAAAAAAGUUUGAUUGAGGUAACAUCAGUCAAGUCUACCAUAGAAAGUUUAUUAUUAACUAGUGAAGAUAUUUCAUUUGAGCCCUUAGCGCACACAUUCUCGGUCCAAGUGUAUGAAGUGAUACUUUUCUUAGUCUGUUUGUCAUUUAGAAUUAGCUUUGCCUUAUUAUCCCUGUUGGUUUCGGCAGUUAUUAAGCUUUUAAGUCUUAUACAUUCCGAGCAAGCAUCGGUGGCAGGACUCUUGAAGCUAAUAUUAAAAUCCCUUGUAAAUACUUCCCGGAAAUAGUCAUAUUUUACAGCCAAUCUGUUUUCAUCACAGUAUAUUUUCCACAACUGCCUUUUGGAUAGAUCACUUGGCAUAUACUGACGUAGAGAUUUAUUCCUAGUGUAGUGAGACUGAACACAUUUUAACUUUAAGAUAAAUGCUUUUACAUUUUCUCUUCUUUCGGCAUAUUUUGUGCUUAUCCUAUCCCCUCCUCUAUUUUAUUUGGGUGGUAUAGUGUCAAUCAAAUAAUUCUUAGCUAUAGUUUGCACCCGAAACCUUGAAAUGUCCAAAAUAGAUUAAAAGGCUUUACUGCAAAUCUGGAAAGUGCCAUCUUUAGUUUUAAUGAAACGGAAUUAUUUCGAGUUCCUUUUAUUGGACGGCGCCUUUUUGGAACAAUUGGUUCUGUAUGUUUAAGAAUAAAGUUAUCUUGCGCAAUUUUCGUAGUAUUUUCACAGAAUUUUUCAUGAAAUCUUCGAAUAUCUUGCAUUGACAAGUUUUCACAUGCAAAAGUACUUUUUUAUGAUGACAUUUGGGGUGUCUAGGUAGAGUUUUAGGCUUAUACCUGCAAUAAAAAAAUAUUUUAAGUACCUACCUACCUAACUAUUAAAAAUUUAUUUAAAAUAUUACCUUUGAACUUUAUCUUUUGCUUUCUUCCAGUUUGAUGGAUUUCGCAAUUUCUUUCGGCCUUUACCAGGUGUAGCAAGACAAAAUGAGUCUUCCAUAUCACAAUGUGUGUAAGACUCUUUAUAUUAACAAAUUUUUAACAAAAACAGCACAACGUACAAACAAAAUCGAUGUACCUAUUCAUACCGCAGUCAAAACAAAACUAAACCAUAAAAAUAUUAUUUGUGGAACACAUGCCUGUAAGAUCUCGCGGAACAAAACAGUUUUGAUUCCGCGUAUUAUUACUGUGGUAUAAGUGUAAAUGGAAGAAAAGAGUUUUGAAAACGUUGCAGAUUAAUGGAUUAAGACACGCUUGAAACAUUAUUUACAUAGGAUUAAAAAAGUUUUGCUACCGUUACUACUAAGGCAAUUUCUUUGGGAUUUAUCAAGUUUUGAGGCCAAAUAAAUUUGACAUCUUAUGUCAAACGUCUUAAAGAAGACAGCGCCAUACAUAUGUCAUUUUUGAAUAAAAACGGAUUUAAGCAGUUUUGCAACUGAACCCUCGUUUCUACUUUAAACUAUUAUUAAAUUUGAAGAAAAUCCUUAAUUUUUAAAAUUCUUUUUCAAGUUCUUCCAUUGUGCUAACUUUUAAGGUUUCUGGUCUAGAAUAAUGUUUUUACUCUUUAAUCCUCAGGCAUUCUAUUAUGUUACUGUAAAAAAAUUACUAAAAUAUUUUCAGCAGUUCCCAUGUCCACUAAUGUAUGAAAAUCUCAGAUAGAAGAAACGUUUUAGUAUGGAAUUAUUGCAAAAGAAACACAUUUUCUUAUACAAAAGCCCUUUUAAGACAUUGCCAAUUAUUUCUUAAGCAUAUUUACUAUGAAAAUUGACCAAAAAAGUGCCUCAACCAAAGGUGUCCUAAGUUUUAAAACUUUUUGUCCAGAACGAGGUUUUUACACUCAAAUUCAGCCUUAUAAAUUUGAUUUUAUUACUGUGAAAAAAUUAUGAAAAUCUUCACAUUGGUUCCUAAAUUAUACCCAAAAAUGUCUCCAUUAAUGCACAAAUAUCUUCAUGUUGCAAUGUGAAUUACAACUACAAAUUUGGCGGCUUUUGGACCCUGAUGGAUAAAAUUGCGUCUUACUCAGGAAGUGUUUGAGGUACGAAAAACGUUUUAGUAUGGAAUUAUUCUAAAGGAAAUACAUUUCCUUGGACAAAAGCCUUUUUAAAGCAUUUCCAAUUAUUUCUCACGAAUAUUAGGAAUUUACUAUAAAAAUUGACAAAAAAAAUGUGCCUCAACCAAAGGUGUCCUAAGUUUCAAAACUUUCUGUCCAGAAGGAUGUUUUUUCUCUCAAAUUUAUCCUUGAAAAUUUGAUUUUAUUACUGUAAAAAAAUUAUCAAAAUCUUCACAUUGGUUCCUAAAUUAUACCCAAAAAUGUCUCCAUUAAUGCACAAAUAUCUUCAUGUUGCAAUGUGAAUUACAACUACAAAUUUGGCGGCUUUUGGACCCUGAUGGAUAAAAUUGCGUCUUACUCAGGAAGUGUUUGAGGUACAAAAAACGUUUUAGUAUAAAAUUAUUCUAAACGAAUAACAUUGCCUUGGACAAAAGCCUUUUUAAGAGAUUUCCAAUUAUUUCUCAAAAAUAUUAAAAAUUUACUAUGAAAAUUGACAAAAAAAAAUUUCUUCAACUAAAGGUGCCCUAAGUUAAUUUUUUGUCCAGAACGACGUUUUUACCCUUAAAUUCAUCCUCAAGAUGCCAUUUUAUUACUAUAAAAAAAUGAUGCAAAUAUUCACAUUGGUUCCUAAGUUACACCGAAAAAUGUCCAUUAAUGCACAAAUAUCUUGAUGAUGUUGCAAUAUGAGUUAAAAAAAUUCAAUUUUUGACCACAUUAGAUUUCUCAACUUUGAUUUUUCAACAUGGGUCAAAAACUUUAAAAUCUCGAUUUCUGGAUAGUAAUCAAUGACUUUACAGUCUCCUAAAUGACUUUUAAAAACACCGACUUUUUUUUAAAUUUAUCCAUUUCCAGAAACCUUUAACUCAUAAAAUGGAUAAAUGAGUUAUAAUUGAAUUUAAGAGAAUUCUUUAAAUUUGAAAACUCAUCUCCUUCAUCAAUCUAUAUAAUAUUGCUCAAUCAUCAAUAAAUUUCGACCAACACAAUUUAACAAUACCUGAAUAUUAUCUGAAAGAAACUAACAUUUAGAAAAUUUUAAUUAUUUUUUAAAUAUUAUAUGGUUGGUUUGUUUAUAGCAAAAUUCUCAAAUUUUUUAAAUUUAUCGUAAAAUUGCUAAAGUAAUUUUGAUAGUCCAGGUUUUCUAUUAAAUUUAUUCUAAGCAAGCUUUUCUGGAAAUAGAAUUUAUUGGGAAAUUAUGUCUCUAUGAACUCUGUUGUGCAUCCUCUAAAACAAACUUGAAUUAGAACAAUUAAAUUCCAAAUAUAGAAUUUCACUCUAUUAAUCAAUGGUCAUUUAAUACGUCCAUCCAUAGUAAUUUUUUUUGCCAAAAAACAAAUAAAUUUAUAUCCAAGCAAACAAUUCUACCCUAUUGCAUAGUCUAUUAGUAGUGGCUCAUAUGUUUUUUAAGCCAAACAAUGAGAACUUGGCAAAAACAUUAAAUAUUUCAUAAAAUUUUUCAAGAUUUCAUAAAAUCUUGGUAAAUUGAAUCAUUAGUUCAUUGGUUUCGACACAUUAAAUUCUACUCUGUAAACCGCUAAUUUAUCAAAAAGUUUUCCUUAAAAUGGUUAAACAUGUAAACACAUGUUUUUUGCGUGUGAAAAAGGUUCACUUGGAAACUCAUAUCUUUCAUCUGGGUGGUGUUUGAUAUCUGAAAAUAAGUUUCAAUAAACACUUGAAUUAAUUUAUAUUUUACUCUAUAAACAGCUGAUUUAUCAAUAAGCUUUCCUUUAAAUGACAAAAUAUCUCAUAACAGUUUUCUUGGGAAGUAGAUUUGUUUAAGAAUUCAUGCUCCUCAUCGAUUUGUAUAUUGCAUUGAGUGAGCCACUGUUUUUCAUAUGAUUCACUCUUAAAUUCCUAAACCAGGCAUUUUAUAGCAACACUGACAAUAUAAUUAAAUUCACCAUUUUCUGAUGUUAUUUUAGGUUCAGAUUAGCAUUUCAAAAUAGCGGUUUCAUUUUUUGGAAUCUGGUUCAUUUUGUCUCUGUUCUCUAACUGGAUUUAGAUGUGCAGUUAAUCUGUUCGUAUCAAUUUAUGUAGUACAAUAUCAGAAAGCGGUUGUUUAUCAAUUUUGUCUUGUUUAUGAUAACAGUGUCGUGGGCACAUUGUAUCGUAUUUAUGUAUUCUCCAUUUAUUUGACUUAAAGAAACAGUCAAAUUAAUGAUUAUGUAUUAUAGAACUCUUUUCAAUAAGUCAUUGCUUCUUCAAUAAACUUAUUGAAAAAUGGACUAAGCCAAAAGAAGCAGCAGCAGUUUUUUUAUUAUUAUAUGAAAAUCACAUUUCACUUCCUGAAAAACACUUAAUAAAGAUAUAUAAAUAUAUGCCCUAGAAGUAUAUAAUUUUUUUCAAUAAGCCAUUGAUUUUUCAAUAAGUUUAUUAUAGGGCAAACUGAUUUAAGUGUUAUUUGCAAAUUCACUUUCUCAAUCGAUUUAUACUUUAACUAUCAGAAAUUUCAUAAGAGAUCGGUAUAUUUGAUAAUUCUUGCUCAUGGACAAGAAAAUUAUUUCUCUUUUACCCUAUAUAGUCUGAUCCGUAUAUUUCCUAUAGGAUUCAACUAACGCUAGACUAUAUAGCUAAAAUAAUAAUAUUUUACAAAUUUAUAGUAUUUGGCUUUAUAUAAGCAAUAUAUUAUUCUUCCAGUAGCGUAUAUAAGUCAUCAUAGAACUUCAUGUAACCAUUCCAUAGCUUUAAACAAUAAUUUGGUUAAAAGUCACAUAUCAUGGCUAUCAUAUCACAAAAAGCUUAGAAGAAAUAUAUUAUUUGUUGUCCUUCUCUAUAUAUUUAAAAGCAAUCGGUUUUAUGCCAAUUAUAGUGAUUUACGCCAAACUAAACCUCGGAGAAUCUUAAAGAAUAAUUAUUAAAAAAUAACAUCGAUCAAGGCAAUUUUACAAGGAAUUUUUUGGACCACGCAUUUUUUGCCAAUGACAUUAGUGCGCCUUUUAGUCACGUCAUUUAUUAAAUUUUAAAUAGACUCGUUUAAUUAAUGAGAUAAAAAAAUACAAACAAAGCAAUACUACUUUUAAUAGACUCGUUUACUUAUUAGUUUACGCAAAGAACCUUAGAAAUAUGUAUUGUAAAUUAGCUUUAAACCCAUGCUCAAGUCUUUCUUUUAUUUAUUUAUUGGCACUUCACUUUUCUAUAGUGCGUUCGUUAUUAUACAUAUAAGUUUUAACAUGUUUUCUCUCUAUUUUAGAAGUUAUUGUUUUUUUUUUUAAUUAUUAUAUUGUUAUCGUAUUCAUCAGGUCCUAAAGAAAUCUAUAGACUUAGGUAUAUUUUAAUAGAAUAUGCUAAUAUAUUUUCGAAUUGAAUUCUGUGCCUACCUAUUUUAGGUUAGCUCUUUUAUAGCGUACGGUUUAAUAUAGCGAUGUCAAAACUAUAGGUUUAUCCCUGUCCUGCCAAUUAUUCUUAUAUGAUAAGUAAACAGGGAUAGAGAAGAUGCGUUCGCUAAAACCCAAAUUGAGUUACUCAAUUGAGGCGUCAAAAAUCGUUUUAUUAGUCUUCUCUUUAGGGUUAGAUCUUGUGAUAUUAGUGAGUCGAUAAGAAAUUUUUAGUAAGAAUUAAAAUUUAAAAAAAUGCGCGUAAUUCGGUUUGGGUUUUAGUGGAUUUUCCCGGUUUCGACGUUGGCACGAUUAAACUUUCUUUUUAAAUGAAACUAUACGAUAGUCUCAAAAAAAAACAAAGCGCUCUGUACACAAACUGUUAAAACUUGAAAUAGAAAUUAGUUUAAUACUAAAAA
Molecule: messenger RNA, 11414 nt
Organism: Anthonomus grandis grandis
Lineage: Eukaryota; Metazoa; Arthropoda; Insecta; Coleoptera; Curculionidae
Gene: Ih
Product: potassium/sodium hyperpolarization-activated cyclic nucleotide-gated channel 2
Exons: 12
Coding region: 444-2921 (825 amino acids)
Biological process (GO): potassium ion transport; transmembrane transport
Cellular component (GO): membrane
Molecular function (GO): voltage-gated potassium channel activity
Source: RefSeq, a predicted model, not a curated record